GAGGUCAGCACCCGCACCCCCUGAGCCCAGUGUCUGCCAUGGAAGCCGCCGAAGCCGCCCGCAGCGACGGGGCCAGCCCAGAAGCCAGGGAGGCGCGCAGCCUGCCCGGCCCCACGGGCAGCCUGGAGAAUGGGGCCAAGGCCGAGGGUAAAGAAGCCAAGACCGCCAACGGGCAUGGCGGGGAGGGGGCCGAGGGCAAGGGCCUGGGCAGCGCCCUGAAGCCCGGGGAGGGGAAGAGCUCCCUGUUCCUGGGGGGGGACUGGCGGCGCCCCAUCAUCCAGUUCGUGGAGUCCACGGAUGACAAGGGCUCGCACUACUUCAGCAUGGACUCCGGGGAGGGCAAGCGGUCCCCCUACGCUGGGCUGCAGCUGGGGGCCGCCAAGAAGCAGCCGGUCACCUUUGCGGAGAAGGGGGAGCUGCGCAAGUCCAUCUUCUCGGAGCCCCGCAAGCCCCCCGCGCCCGGCGGCGUGGAGCCCAGCGAGGUGCGGAGGAACAGCUACCCGCGGGCGGACCCGGGCGCCCUCCCGGGCGUCCUCCCGCGCGCCAAGCGGGGCUCGGAGGAGGUGCUGUGCGACUCCUGCAUCGGCAACAAGCAGAAGGCCGUCAAGUCCUGCCUGGUGUGCCAGGCGUCCUUCUGCGAGCUGCACCUGAAGCCGCACCUGGAGGGCGCCGCCUUCCGCGACCACCCGCUGCUGGAGCCCAUCGGCGACUUCGAGGCGCGCAAGUGUCCGCUGCACGGCAAGACCAUGGAGCUGUUCUGCCGCACCGACCAGACCUGCAUCUGCUACCUGUGCAUGUUCCAGGAGCACAAGAACCACAGCACCGUGACGGUGGAGGAGGCCAAGGCGGAGAAGGAGACAGAGCUGUCAUUGCAAAAGGAGCAGCUGCAGCUGAAGAUCAUCGAGAUCGAGGAUGAGGCUGAGAAAUGGCAGAAGGAGAAGGACCGUAUCAAGAGUUUCACCACCAACGAGAAGGCGGUGCUGGAGCAGAGCUUCCGGGACCUGGUGCGAGACCUGGAGAAGCAGAAGGAGGAGGUGAGGGCGGCGCUGGAGCAGCGGGAGCGGGACGCCGUGGACCAGGUGAAGGUGAUCGUGGACGCGCUGGACCAGAGGGCCAAGGUGCUGCAGGACGACAAGCAGACCCGGGAGCAGCUGCACAGCAUCAGCGACUCGGUGCUGUUUCUGCAGGAGUUUGGCGCCCUGAUGAGCAGCUACUCCCUGCCGCCGCCGCUGCCCACCUACCACGUGCUGCUGGAGGGCGAGGGGCUCGGGCAGUCGCUGGGCAACUUCAAGGACGACCUGCUAAACGUGUGCAUGCGGCACGUGGAGAAGAUGUGCCGGGCCGACCUGAGCCGCAGCUUCAUCGAGCGGAGCCACGCGGAGAACGGGGGUGACCAUCGCUACAUGAACAGCUACACCAACAGUUACGGGAGCGAGUGGACUUCUCCAGACACGGUGAAGAGAUACUCCAUGUACCUCACGCCCAAGGGGGGGGCCAGGACGUCGUACCAGCCAGUGUCCCCCAACCGCCUCUCCAAGGACGUGAGCCAGAAGAACUUCAGCAAUCUCUAUGGCACCAAAGGUAACUACACGUCGCGAGUCUGGGAGUACUCCUCCACCAUGCAGAGCCCCGACGACCUGCCCGUGGUCCAGGGCAGCUCCUCCUUCUCCCUGAAAGCAGGCCCUGGGAGGCUCCCCUAUCAGUCCGCCACCUUGGGGCAGCCCACCACAGAGUUUCCCAAACCACUGGACAGCAAUGGGCUGUUUAAAAAUCAUGCUGGCUACCCCUCCCUCAUGAGGAGCCAGACGCCCAAGGUCCAGCCCCAGACUUGGAAAUCCGGCAAGCAGACGUUGCUGUCUCACUACCGGCCAUUCUACGUGAACAAAGGCAAUGGGAUCGGGUCCAACGAGGCCCCAUGAGCUCCGGACGGGCGGAACCAGGCAUGGCCACCCCUGCCCUCCCGGCUGACCUUGCUGCUCUUGCUACUGUUCUUACUGCAUUGGAGGAAGACCGGUCCUAUGUCUGCUGUCCCCCGACCCCUGCCAGCCCACUGGGGGCCGUCUCAGCCUCCCCCACGCCCCCCAUUAGCCACGCUCCACCCAGGCCGCUCUCCUGCUUUGAAGCUUCGAACGGUCAUCGUCUUGGUUGAGCUCAGCGGCCAAGCAUCACCAGGGUGGGUGGUCGAUGGGCCACCCUCCCCUAACCCACUGCCCUUCUCUUUGAUGGGGUCACUGGGGCUAGCAGCGGGGGCCCCCAUGUACCAGCUGCCUCUUCCACCCACACGCUUGCUGGCUUCAGGCCUGUUGGCCAUUUCUCUCCGAGGACCCUUGCCCCAUGGUGUGGUCAGUCAGUGUCUGGCCAAGGCAGCUGCUCAUUUUCCUUCCAGCAGCAGGGUCCCGUCGGGGAAACACGGGUUGUGUGUGCCCUGCGCUGGCCCUCCCUGCAGUGCCCAGCCUGGCGGAGCCACAGCCCGUGGCCAGCAGGAGGGAGGCCUCACCGUGUCGGCAUCUCCCUCCCAGCCCGGUCGCACCACGUCCACGCUGGGUCCCUGAGGACGGGCUCCCGGCUGGCAGGUCUUAGCCAAACGCCUCUCUCCCACCUGCCGACAUCAGCAGUUCCCUUGGCCUGACACCAGGGGAGGUGGCCAGGGCCCAGCUGCCCCGAGCGAAACAUCAUUUACCUGCAGAUUUCACGAGCUGAAGAUUCUGAAUUCUCCUGCGGUGGAUGGAGGCUGGGCUGGUGACCGCCGGUGCCGCCCGCCUGCCGCCCACCACAGGCCUCCGCCCUCUGCCCUCCGCACCCUCCACACUGCGUGUUGCCACAGGGCAGGGGCCAAAGCAGGAGCAGCAAGGGGGGUGGUUCUCCCUCUCAGCCCCUCUGGCCUGUGGGGCCUGGCGGGCAGGGGUGGGGCAAAGGGAGGGAGACACUCAGCUCAGCCCCCCCAACCCUCGAUCACCUGCUUGUGCCGAACAAGUGCCUCCUCGGGGUCCCAGAGGGACCAGCUGCAGCUCUUCUGAAUACACUUUCCACUCCGACAGUG
Messenger RNA from Molossus molossus (Pallas's mastiff bat), 3040 nucleotides. RefSeq names its product tripartite motif containing 29 (gene TRIM29). Lineage: Eukaryota; Metazoa; Chordata; Mammalia; Chiroptera; Molossidae. The transcript has 10 exons. Gene Ontology annotation, molecular function: zinc ion binding. The coding region runs from base 39 to 1919 and encodes 626 amino acids. The record is from RefSeq and is a predicted model, not a curated record.